AAAGAAAAAGAAAAAUCAGUAUUGGAAACCUUCUUCAUCCACUCUCCUCCAAAACGCAAUCGGCAGCCUCGACGUUGGUUUGGCGGAGAGAAAAUGAAGGGGGAAGAUCGCGACCUUCCUCCUCAAUGCUUUCCUGAUCUUCUUUUCUUUUUCUGAAUCCUUCUCAUAUUCAUCCAAACGCAUGUUCAUCCAGUUUCUCUAAAGGAUGUGGAAGUUGGCAUCAAACGCAAUUGCCGGCAUUCGUCCUAAGAAAAACUCAACUGCACCUAAGCAAGUUUUCUGGGAGUGCUCGGAUGACGAGGUUUGCUCGGAAGCCAGUAGAGAUGAAGAACUGGAAUGCCCUAUAUGCUGGGAAUCUUUUAACCUUGUGGAGAAUGUACCUUAUGUCUUAUGGUGUGGCCAUUCACUCUGCAAAAAUUGUGUAUUAGGCCUUCAAGGGUCUGUGCUGAAGCUAGCAACUCGCCAAAUCCGAAUCCCGAUCUUCCUUUCAUGCCCUUGGUGUCAUCAGCUAUCGCUAAGGGUGGUAUACAGGGGAAACCUGAAGUUUCCCAGCAAGAACUUUUUUCUUCUUUGGAUGGUUGAGAGUUUUAAUGGUAAUGAGGGAAAACAUGACCAUUCCUUCAAUGGGGAUAAUCAGCCAGUUUUUUCUCUGCCAUCCGAGACCGAUACUGAUACCGAUAUUUCUGAAAGGCGGCGAUUGUUUUUCUAUAAUCAUUUGGAUUUCGUCGUCCAUUUAAUCUUCAAGUUUCUACUGGUUGUUAUAUUUCUUCUCAUAGUUGUUUUUGUAAUCCCUGGAAGUGCACUCAUCUUGCUGCUCUACCUGCUAAUCACUUUACUUCUUGCAUUGCCAUCUUUGCUGAUAUUUUACCUUGCACUCCAUGCUUUGGAAAAGCUUAUGAAUGAUAUAACUUCAUGAAUAUGUCUUAACUAAUAUCAUUUGGUGAAUUUCAAAGAA
Messenger RNA from Benincasa hispida (wax gourd), 955 nucleotides. RefSeq lists its product as uncharacterized. Lineage: Eukaryota; Viridiplantae; Streptophyta; Magnoliopsida; Cucurbitales; Cucurbitaceae. The record is from RefSeq and is a predicted model, not a curated record.